Messenger RNA from Colletotrichum orchidophilum, 1011 nucleotides. RefSeq names its product 2,3-dihydroxybenzoate decarboxylase. Gene Ontology annotation, molecular function: hydrolase activity; carboxy-lyase activity. Gene Ontology annotation, cellular component: cytosol; cytoplasm. Lineage: Eukaryota; Fungi; Ascomycota; Sordariomycetes; Glomerellales; Glomerellaceae. The coding region runs from base 1 to 1011 and encodes 336 amino acids. The transcript has 2 exons. The record is from RefSeq and is a predicted model, not a curated record. Gene Ontology annotation, biological process: secondary metabolic process.
AUGCUUGGGAAAAUCGCGCUCGAGGAAGCUUUUGCUCUCCCAAGGUUCCAAGAGAAGACACGCUGGUGGGCAGGACUUUUUGCCAUCGACCCUGAAAAGCACGCGGCUGAGAUCUCCGAUGUCGCGGACAUUCGGCUCAAUUAUAUGGACAAACAUGGGGUCGGAUUCACGAUCUUAUCGUACACAGCACCUGGAAUUCAAGACAUAUGGGACUCGGAUGAGGCACAGCUUUUGGCCAACGAGAUCAAUGACUACAUUGCCCGCGAGAUUAAGAAACACCCCGAGCGAUUUGGUGCCUUUGCAACCCUCUCUAUGCAUGAUCCCAAGGAAGCCGCUGAAGAGUUGAGACGUUGCGUGACCGAAUUCGGCUUCUUGGGCGCCUUGGUCAACGAUACUCAGCGGGCAGGUCCUGACGGGGAUGACAUGAUCUUUUAUGACGGUCCCGAGUGGGAUGUUUUCUGGUCUACGGUGACUGAACUUAAUGUGCCUUUUUAUCUGCACCCAAGAAACCCCACAGGAACAAUCCACGAAAAGCUUUGGGCGAAACGCUCGUGGCUCAUCGGACCCCCCCUGAGCUUUGCCCAGGGAGUCAGUCUGCACGUCCUUGGUAUGGUCACAAAUGGCGUCUUCGAUCGUCAUCCCAAACUUCAAAUUAUUUUGGGCCACCUAGGAGAGAAAAUUCCAUUCGACAUGUGGCGCAUCAAUCACUGGUUCGAAGAUGUCAAGAAGCCACUGGGAUUGUCUUGCAAGCGAACAAUUCGCGAGUACUUUGCAAGCAACCUGUGGAUCACGACCAGCGGGCAUUUCUCCACCACGACCCUGCAGUUUUGCAUGACUGAAGUAGGUGCGGAUCGCAUAUUGUUUUCGAUUGACUACCCCUUCGAGUCUUUCUCAGAUGGUUGCGAUUGGUAUGACGCCCUUCCCAUCAACGAAAAUGACAAGAAGAAAAUCGGUCGGGACAACGCCAAGCAACUCUUCAAGCUGCCGGGAUUCAAGGACUGUGAAGCGUAG